Salarias fasciatus (jewelled blenny) is the source of this 1338-nucleotide messenger RNA. It is a transcript of the gene ubald1a, whose product is annotated as UBA-like domain containing 1a. The coding region runs from base 197 to 685 and encodes 162 amino acids. The transcript has 3 exons. NCBI's taxonomy places the organism in Eukaryota, Metazoa, Chordata, Actinopteri, Blenniiformes, Blenniidae. Gene Ontology annotation, molecular function: protein binding. The record is from RefSeq and is a predicted model, not a curated record.
GCUCCUUCCACUACCGCUCCUACAGUAAAUAUUUGUGUUUGCUCAACCGGCUGUAAUGGUGGACGACUGAGGCGAGAGGAGCGGAAUACAACUAGAGUGAAGAAAGAGAGGGGAGGAGAAACGCCAUAAAGGAAGAAACGGUCGAGAGUCUGCUUGAGAGCCAGCCGCCGCGAGUAGGACACGGGCUUCGUCGAAAAUGGAUGAACUCAAACAUCAAGUCAUGAUUAACCAGUUCGUCCUGACGGCGGGUUGUGCGGCAGACCAGGCGAAGCAGCUCCUGCAGGCGGCACACUGGCAGUUCGAGACUGCCCUCAGUGCCUUUUUUCAAGAAACAAAUAUUCCAUAUGGCCAUCAUCAUCAAAUGAUGUGCACCCCAGCCAACACACCAGCGACGCCGCCCAACUUCCCCGACGCGCUGACCAUGUUCUCCCGGCUGAAGGCGUCCGAGAGCUUCAACAGCGGCGGCGGCGGCAGCCCCAUGGCCGCCUCCAUGGCCACCUCGCCCCCGCCCCCCCAGGUCGGCGGCUGGGGCGUCUCACCAAAUGUACCUAAUGUGCCGCAGCCCCCACAGGGACUCUGGACUCAGGGGCAGCCCACGCAGCCCUGCCCCGCCUGGCCCACGGGAGUCAACCCGCACGCCGGCGCCGAGCAGAAGGCUAGCGUAGCGAUGGAGGCGGAGAGAUGAAGGGCCGCACGGGACUUUAAAAAAAAAAAAAAAAAAAAAAAAAGCCCCCUCCCCCUCCCUCCCCCUCCUCCCCACCUCGAGGGGCGAGGGAGGGGAAACCGGGGGAUGAAUGUGGGAAGGGUGGGAGGUGAUUAUUCGGUAGAAAUGGGUCUGGGUCUUUUCUCCCCCCCCCCCCCCCCCCCCCCCAAACAAAACGGAUGACGUGGAAAGAGACGGAAUCUACGCAAAACCAAGAAAAACUCAACGUGGACAAUUUAAGAAGAGGAGAAAAACCAAUGCAAUUGUCAAUACAAAAAUAGCGAGAGGAGGAAAAAAAAAAAAAGAUACGCACACACAUAGUAAUAAGAGAGCAACUGAAAUCUUUGUUAGUUUUUUCCUAAGUAAAUGCAUAGAUUUAAGAAAUAUUAUUGAACUAAAAAACGAGAAAUGGUCAAAAAAAAAAAAAUGUCAUGCCCAAGGAUUCUAUGUGAUGUGCGAGGACAUUCAAGGCAGCAAACUUCAGUUUUUCAUCUAGAUUUUGUUUUUGUUUUUUUUUUCCUCCCGGUCUUUGUUUCUCAGGCCGGCUCUGUUCGGUGGCCGGCGUUCUGUGUUUUCUGUGCUGCAUGAGGAGAAAGAUGCAGUGUUUUACUCAAAAAAAACAAAAAACAAAAAAA